CGGAGCGGGGGAACGCCGAGUGCUGCUGCGCGCUGUUGCGGCUCCUGUGCCGGUUGAGCGGGCGAGCGAGCGCGGGAAGAUGUCCGGGCGCGGGAAGCAGGGCGGCAAGGCGCGCGCCAAGGCCAAGUCGCGCUCGUCGCGCGCCGGGCUGCAGUUCCCCGUGGGCCGCGUGCACCGGCUGCUGCGCAAGGGCAACUACGCGGAGCGCGUGGGCGCCGGCGCGCCGGUGUACCUGGCGGCCGUGCUGGAGUACCUGACGGCCGAGAUCCUGGAGCUGGCGGGCAACGCGGCCCGCGACAACAAGAAGACGCGCAUCAUCCCGCGCCACCUGCAGCUCGCCAUCCGCAACGACGAGGAGCUCAACAAGCUGCUGGGCAAGGUGACGAUCGCGCAGGGCGGCGUGCUGCCCAACAUCCAGGCCGUGCUGCUGCCCAAGAAGACCGACAGCCACAAGGCUAAAGCCAAGUAAGGAUAAGCGGCACAUUCGCUUUCCUGGAGAAACCCAAAGGCUCUUUUCAGAGCCACCCACAAGGUCCUAAGAGA
This is a messenger RNA of Motacilla alba alba, 543 nucleotides long. RefSeq names its product histone H2A-IV. Lineage: Eukaryota; Metazoa; Chordata; Aves; Passeriformes; Motacillidae. The transcript has a single exon. Bases 80 to 469 code for a protein of 129 amino acids. Gene Ontology annotation, cellular component: nucleosome. The record is from RefSeq and is a predicted model, not a curated record. Gene Ontology annotation, molecular function: DNA binding; protein heterodimerization activity; structural constituent of chromatin.